CCUACCGGCUGCGAUGCGUGUUGCGCGCACUACAUCCAGGGUUACGCGCCUCCUCAGCUUCAAGCACAGAGAAAACAGAGAAGGAGAAACUUCAUAGAAAUGGCGGCGGAGGGUGCUACGACUCUCAAAGGCUUGCGAGCCCAAAUGGCUGCAGCUGCACAGGCACAAGCUGAGGAGCGGCGCAGCCUGUCAGGGAACAGCCCAGGACCUACAACCAACGCAGCAGCAGCUAAACCUCAGGGGAAUAGGCCAGUCAUUGACGGUGCUGCAAUUAGAAUAGACGACCGACUGCGAGUGGCAAAAGAGAGGCGAGAGGAGGCAGACAGACAACAGGUUGUGCGAGACUCUCAGAUCAUGGAGCGGGAACGCAAGUCCAAGAUGCAAGUGGAGCGUCAGCUGGAGGAGCGUCAGAAAAAGGUUGAUGAACUGAGAAAAAAGGAGGAGCAGAAACGAUUGGCUGUGGAGGAGAAGAGGAAGCAGAAACAGGAAGAGGAAAAGGAGCACUACGAGACAGUGAUGCGGCGGACGUUGGAGCGUAGUCAGCGAGUGGAGCAGAGGCAGAAAAGAUGGUCCUGGGGAGGACUAUCCACAGACUCAGAUGGGCGAACAGGAGACUCUGAUGCCAGCACCUCAUCUCCAGUAACUAUAGUUAUCUCCCCUGCCUCGCCAGAAAAGCCACCAAGGAGUCGACAAGUGGACAAGCGCUCCACAUCCACCAUGAACCUGAAACAGCCGUCCGAGGCUGGCAUCAGCAAACGCCUAUCCUCCUCCUCCGCCACCCUUGUAAAAUCUCCUGACAAACGUGUUAAGCAGAGGAGUUCGUCUUGUAACCGGUUGUCUAACAAUGACAAUGCUGCUCAGGCCACUAAGGAAGAAGGCAAAAAGCUUCAGGUGGAACAGACAGGCCGUUCCGUCAAGAAGAGAAGUUCCUCCCUCACACGAGUAAGUGUGGGCAGAGCACAGACCCCAACCAAGCCUGAUAAGGGGACAACGGAUGAUCAAGCUCGCAGGCCACCGGCCGGCACUGUGGACGGAGGGGUCCUUAGUCGCCUGCUCACCCCCACCCAGGCCUCACUAGCUAGGAGCAAGAGCGCCGCCGUCCUGUCAGCUGAAGGAACAGAUGCUCCAGAGUGUCACCUGUGUCCUCGCUCAGCCUCUGCCAAUCCCCUUCACCCACCGCGGGGACCCGUGCGCAGCCGCAGCAUUGACCGACAGAAGAGCGGCAUGACCACCUCCGUGUCGGCCGACGGAGCCCUCGACCCUUCACUGAAGGACAAGCAGUUAACAUCGCCUGGAGGGCAACGUCCCGCCUCCCCAUCUACUACCCUGGGACGCAACCGUUCACCUUCCCCAGCCCCCAACCCAGCUCCAAAGAGGACCCCCUCCCCAUCAGCAUCCAAGCAAAGUCCCAAGACACGCCCACCCUCACCGGGUGCAAUGAAACAACGCCCCCCGUCCCCCCAGCCUACGUCGGCCAAACCUCCACCUAUCCAGAAACCAGCUCUCACUCCAACAGGGCCCCCCACCUUGCGAAAGAGGGACUCCAAGUCCAAGGAUCUGUGUCCUGUCCAGGCUGUGUCUCCACUGUCCUCUGAUUCCAGCAAGACCAAAGAGAAAGAUGACUCUAAAGGCUCGGCGGGAACCAACUCGGCCGCGGAGGCAUCCAAGAUCCUGGCGGAGAACCGCAGACUGAUGCGAGAGCAGAAAGAGAAAGAGGAGCUGCUCAGGGUACAGAGGGAGGAAGAGGAGAAGCUGAGAAAGGAAGAAGAGAUGCGUUUAGCGGAGGAAGCUCGACUGAAACGCGUGGAGGAGGAGAAGAUUCUUGCAGAGGAGAAGAAAAUAAAAGACGAGGCAGAUGCUCUCGUAGCAGAGGAGGAGCGGGUGAGAAUGGCAGAGGAGGAUGCAGUGAAACAGGUCGAGCUCCAGAAGGAGCGGGAGGAGGCUGAGGCCAAGGCCCUGGAGGAGGCAGAGAAAGCCCGGCAGGAGAGAGACCGCAUCAUGCAGAAGAACCAGCAGGAACGAAUGGAGAGGAAGAAGAGAAUUGAAGAGAUAAUGAAAAGAACAAGAAAGGGUGACAUGAAGAGCGAUGCAGGAGAUGAUGAUGAUGAUGAUGAUAAAGAGGAAAAUGGAGAGGAGGGAGAGGACUGUGACACUGAUGGCCAGACAGAUGACAUCGGCAUGGAGGACUACAAAGAUGAGUGUGGUCUGUCCUCUGGUGAGCCGGGGGCACAACGAGAGGAGCCCCUGGGCAGCGUUAACGGAAAACCAGAGACAGACGACAAGGAGAAUAACAACGGCAUAAGCACAGAUGAGACUCAGGCAGUGAGUCCUGUCCCUAAGGGCUGCCUCGUCGAGGGCUCAGAGUUCCUGAAUGAGCAGGAUUCAGCCAAGGUGGGGUUGGUCUCAGGUCUCAACGGUAAAUCCAACCAGUGGAGCUUUGAGGAACUCAUUGACCUCAACGUCCACUCCAAGACUCGGCCCCUCAUCGAGGCAGAGGACUGUAACCAGGUCUUGAUCAACUGUGACGGGGGCACAGACGGGUCCAGGGUAGCCUUUGAGGACAAGGGAACCCCCGUCAACACCCUGCAUUCCUCUAAUCAACCCAUAGAAACCCUGUCAGAGAUUUGAUGCUGCCGCCGUCGCUGAGAAGCCUCUUAACUGUUGCACUCGUAAAGUUCCUGUCCAGCUGAACUCCUUAAAAAAUGUCCUUUACUAGUUCUCAACAGCUUCCUCCUCUUUCUCCUCCUCCUCCUCCUCCUCCUGUUCCAGAGGAAGGAGCACAAGGUAAAGCGGAAAGACCCCCCCCCCAAGUGCUACUUUUGCACCCUACAUUAUGAGGAAACAAAUAUAUUAAAAUUAAAUAUAUAUAUAUUACAUAAAAAAAAGUUAUGCUUCAGGGAAAUUCCAUAUAUUCCUUCAACAUGCUCUCUUCCGGUCUCUUUCCUCUUCCUCUUGUGUUUAGUUCUCCCCAUUGUUUUUUUUUUUUUUUCUAUGUUGUGUCCAAAUUUGCUGAUGUUUUUUAAGAGUUUUGUCUUUGUGUCAGGGGUGCAUUUGUUGUAAUUUAUUAAUUUUGGCUUCUUUGUUAUUGUAAUUAUUGUUAUCAUAUGUUUAGUCUUUUUUGUUUUCUCUCGUAUGAGAAUAUUCCAGGACACAUGCACAUCCGGCUGUGUGAAGUGAAUAACGUGAGUUAAAGGAAGGAACGUUAAUACUGUACAUUCUGUUCGGUCGGGGGUUUGGUGGGGAUAGCAUCCCAGGUUUCGCAUGUGAUUUAUCUAAAUUUACUUGACCGGCUGCAGCAGCCAGCAAUAUGGCCUUACCAUUUUUUCCCCCCCAACUUCUAAUUUUGAAGUGUCAACAUACUAAAUUCUCAUACAAGCACAGUUCAGCAAUCGCCCGUCGUGUGCUAACACUUGUUAGUGGCUUCUGUAUUCAUACUUCACUUCAUAGAGCUCUGUCCUUUCAGCCCCAUUUUUCCGUCUCCCAGUUUUCUCUCACCGUGUGUUUCCUUCUGUGGCCACUAGAUGGCGUCAGGAGCUCAACUCCAACUGUUACAUCUGAAGCUGAAUAGUGUUGCGAGCAUUCACAACACUGUAGUGAACUCUCAUGUCCAGUGGCGUUUGUUCAUUUAGGGCUCGUUUAGGUUUUGUUAAUUUUUACAUAUGUAUAUAGAAUUUAUGUUUACUAACUUACUUUACAGAAUCUGAGUUUUAAGUCUCCACUGUUUGAAUAACCAUAACUGCAAUAUACUAUCUUAACAGGUGAAGACCAUUAGUUUAAUUCAUAGCUGCUUCUGAGCUUCUUAAGGCGGUAUGUGUUUGUUACAGAUCUGAACUUGAAUGUAAGGCUGAAACUAAAAAUCAGAUUUGAAAUGAUUUGGUUUUAACUUGAGCCAUACCAACACAUUCACGCGGCACUUUUCCAUCUACUCUUCUGUCUGUGCGGCUCUUUCAUCAGUUACAUUUACUUCCCAUUUAUUAAUCGUCGAUGAAAAUUCCCAACACACCUAGCUGCUACAUCCGACAAAAUGCAUUUCAAUUAUUUUUUAUGAUAUAAAAAUUUGGCUGUUAUGUUUAUAUAUGAAAAUACAUUUCUACAUAUAUUUAAGUGUUCUUGUAUUGUGUAUAUAAUCAGUAUUAGGCAAAUGAAGCCAUGUUUAGGAUGGAGUGGCGUCAGGAUGUGGAUAAUUGAAGUGUCUGUGUAUGUGACUGUGCUGUGAGUUUUCUGUUCGACUCGUGCCCGGUGACGGGGUUGUCAGGUUACGUUUGGGCAGCCUGUAAAAAUUUACAUAAAGCGCUCUUCCACAUGGGCUCUGCAAAAAAAACAAGGGGCCAAUUGGGGACCCACUAUUUGUUUCUCAAAAAUACGGUGUGUGUAUGUUUGAGCGCUUUCAGUCCCAUAUCCCCAAAGCCCUGAUUCUGAAUAUUGCCUCACAGAGACUAAACAAGUUGACAUUUUGACGGCCAGUUGUUACAGCCCUCAGCAACAUUUCUGACUCAUGAUCAGUCAAGGCUGUGCCUCUUUAUGAUGUCAUCAAAAUAUGUUCAUAUGAUGUCAAAGGAUGUAGGCAUAUCAGCUCAGGUCUUAACUAUACUUCGUAGUAUGAAGCAGGGCGCAUCCACCAAACAAAAUAUGACAUGGGUCAGACUUGUUUUUGUUCUCUUCUGGACUUUUUCAUGAAGUGUAUUGAAAUCUUGAAAUUCCCUAUGCUUGAACAGUCCAAGCACGAGGUUUUGGGGACCUUUUAUUUUUGCCUUGUUCUCUGCUGGCUAACUAAAAUCUCUUUGUACAUAAAGACUAGGGGGCUUUAGGUCUUAACUUUGAUUAAUGAGCUCAAAGAAUGUAACGGACUCCAUAAACCGUCCUUCAUUAUUUACCGUGUCUCUCAAGAGCUGCCCGCUUUUUGUCUUUCAUCCAUUAUUCAUUUAGAAAAACAUGAGACUCCUUGCACUGUCACAAAUUACACGCUAUGUUUAGAGAAGGGUUACUGAGGAGUAGCUUUACUGUAAUGACUCGUAGGAGAGUUGUGUGGCAUUCUGGAAGAAAAGAAAAGGUCAUUUGUUCCUUCCCAGAUGUUUUAGAAGACUCAUUCAUAACCCAAAACUUGCCUACACCCAAACUCCCCCCAAACCUUUUCCACUCAUGAGUAACACCAUUUGGGGGGCUGUUGUAGCUGCUGCUUGAACAGAUACUGUAUCUAUUCCAGGUCCUGCUGCAUCUUUGAGGGCUCGAGCACAGAGACUGCUCUAAGUCCUUAACGUUGUCUAUAACAAUAGGAUAGAAUGGUGCCUUAGAUUGAGAUUAGUAUUUUUAUUGUAUCACAGUUAACUAAGAAAGCUUUUCCUUACCUCGGCCUCGACAAUCAGUCUACCCAACCAGGGCGACUUUGUGAAUAUGAAUAUUUCUCUGGAAGAUUUACAAACCUAACAACACCCUGUCCAAGUAUAAUUUGUACUGUAAAUAUAUCUAAAGUGUACGGAGAUGAUACAAAAGAAAUAAAGUCUUGCAAAAAUA
Molecule: messenger RNA, 5511 nt
Organism: Sebastes umbrosus (honeycomb rockfish)
Lineage: Eukaryota; Metazoa; Chordata; Actinopteri; Perciformes; Sebastidae
Gene: map7d3
Product: MAP7 domain containing 3
Exons: 20
Coding region: 100-2628 (842 amino acids)
Biological process (GO): microtubule cytoskeleton organization
Cellular component (GO): microtubule cytoskeleton
Source: RefSeq, a predicted model, not a curated record